This is a messenger RNA of Cylicostephanus goldi, 360 nucleotides long. Lineage: Eukaryota; Metazoa; Nematoda; Chromadorea; Rhabditida; Strongylidae. The record is from the annotation of a GenBank genome assembly.
AUUACCGAGAAAGUGCUAGACGAAGGUACGGUGCCGUGGGGUGUAAAGGUAGAGCGCGUUGAAAUCAAGGAUAUCCGUCUUCCUCACCAACUCACUCGAAGUAUGGCCGCUGAGGCUGAAGCUGUUCGGCGAGCGAGAGCCGCUGUCAUUCAUGCUGAGGGAGAGAAAAAUGCUUCCAGGUGGAUCUCCGAAGCAGCCGAUAUCAUUAGCAACAACACGAUUUCAGUACAAUUGCGUUAUCUCCAGACCUUGCAUCAAGUUGCGGCACAAAGAAACAACACGAUUGUCAUUCCAUAUCCAAUAGAAGUUGCAAGACGUCUGGUGAAAAAGUAUGGACAAAGAGGAUUUUUGAAAAAAUGA